GAGCGAGCCGGUGAAGCGCCGGGUUUUUACCAGAAACGAAGCCGCCCGUCUCAUGUUGAAACACCGUAAGGUCGUUUCCAGGCAGCUAACUUCGUGUCGUGGCCCAGCUAAACAGCUUGCAGACAAAGAAAGCUACUUCUUUGCCGUGAACACUGCCAGUGCCCUGUCAACCUGUCAGCGUCAGGAUGGCUGUUAAUAAAUCCAAAGUCUCAGUCGGAUUCAUAGCAGUAGGCGUCCUGACUGCGUUAUUCGGUAUCGUUCUCGUUUUUGUGGGGCCAAUAGUCAUCGAUGACCAAGUAGUAAAGAACACCAUCAUUGAUCCAAAGAAUGACCUCUCCUACACCAUGUGGAAGGACCUCCCUGUGCCCUUCUUCAUGUCCGUCUACUUUUUUCAUGUCCUCAACCCUGAGGAGAUCCUGAAUGGAGAAAAGCCCAUGGUGGAGCAGAGAGGACCGUAUGUGUACAGAAAGCAGUGUCGAAAGGAAAACAUCACUUUUCACCCCAACAGCACCGUGUCCUACAGAGAAUACCGCAGAUACUUCUUUGAGCCCUCCAUGUCGGUUGGGAACGAGUCUGACGUCAUCACCAUUCCCAACAUGUUGGUGCUGGGCGCAUCGGUGAUGCUGGAGGACCUGCCCUAUGCACUGCGGCUGUUGAUCAGCGCCACCUUCAAGACGUUCAAGGAAGGUCCCUUCCUGACCAAGACGGUGGAAGAGCUGAUGUGGGGCUAUGACAGCAAACUGGUCGAGUUCCUCAACAAGUACCUGCCGGGCAUGCUGCCGUCCACAGGAAAGUUUGGCCUCUUUGCAGAGUUUAAUAACUCCAAUACUGGUCUAUUCACCAUCCACACCGGGAGAGAUGACAUCAGAAACGUCCACAAAGUCGACUCCUGGAAUGGCCUCACUGAGCUGAGCUACUGGAGGACACCUCAGUGUAACAUGAUCAAUGGAACAGCCGGGCAGCUGUGGCCUCCUUUUAUGACAAAAGAGACCACUCUGCCUUUCUACAGCCCAGACGCCUGCAGAUCUCUGGAGCUUGUGUAUCAGCGACCAGGCGUGAUGAAAGGCAUCCCUCUGUAUCGAUAUGUCGCUCCCAAGACCAUGUUUGCGAAUGGGACGGAUUAUCUUCCAAAUGAAGGCUUCUGCCCCUGCAGACAGUCUGGGCUGCUCAACGUCAGUAGCUGCCGCUACAACUCUCCGGUCUUCAUCUCUCAUCCUCACUUCUUUAAUGCUGAUCCUGUGCUGCUGGACUACGUGCUGGGUCUUGACCCCACUGAAGAGGAGCACGGCCUUUUCAUUGACAUUCAUCCUCUCACAGGUGUCCCUCUGAAUGUCUCCAUACGUCUACAGCUUAACCUCUACAUGAAGAGAAUAUCAGGAAUUACAGAAACUGGAAAGAUUUCUGAGGUGGUGAUGCCCAUGCUGUGGUUUGAGGAGAACGGAUACAUUGAUGGACCAAUCCUCACUACGUUCCACACUAACCUGGUUAUUCUCCCUGCUGUCAUGGAGUACAUGCAGUACAUCUUCAUAGCCCUCGGCCUGCUCACCACCAUAGUGGCCGUCCUGGUGUAUUACAAAGUCAAGGCUUGUGAAGGAGAUGCCUUUCUGAGGGAAAGCACGAGCACUUCAACUCAUGAACGGACCCCUCUGCUUCAAGACAAGCAGCACUGACAUACUCCCCAAAAUAAAAAAAUAAAAAAACAACAACUUGUACUGACUCAGCUGCUGAGUCAGAUAUGGAACAAGAUACAAAACGCCAUAUUACAUAAACGGAAAGUUUACAAAACACUCAGCCAAAGAUGGUCGCUGACUUUUUCAGGUUUGUUAAAACAAUCAACCGCUUACAUGUGUAACCGUUUUAAAUAUGCAAAAUUUUUUCCCACUGUUGUCAUCUCAGAUAAUCUAUUUUAUUCGCCUCAUCAUUUCAUCAUCAACGACAGCAGUGGAUACAAACUGCAGUGAUUUUAGUUUAACUUUGACUACAAAGGAGCAAAUUAAAUUUUUUAGCCAGAUGUUUUGUAUUUUAACCACACAUGUGCCUUCAUCAUGGGAAUUUAUUGAGUCCAGUUGAUCUCCUGUGUUGUUGCUUUCUGUUUACACUGAAGAGUCUGGAGAUUAAACUGAGCUCGUUUUUAACCUUACACCAGUUUUGCACAUACAGCUGUGACAAUCAUUGAGUCGAGCAGAGGAGACGCACUCCUUGUUAUAUACUACUGUCUUUUGUUAGCGUUUAAAUGUAUAUGUUCGGGAUGAUGCAGAUAACGCUGUUUGAUGUCCAGCACACGUUUAUUGUGUAAAAAAAAAAACGUAUUAAAUAAGAGUAACAUGCAUAUAGAAAUAUACUGAUGUUUGACAUCAGUUUAGACUGAAGUUCUCCGAGAUCUUCAGUCUCUCUAUCUUCUCAUUUUCAGCAGAUGUUAACCUGUACUGUCUUUUUUUAAUUUGUGGAAGGAAUAAAUGUUAAUAAAAUGAU
This is a messenger RNA of Xiphophorus maculatus (southern platyfish), 2472 nucleotides long. RefSeq names its product scavenger receptor class B member 1 (gene scarb1). Gene Ontology annotation, cellular component: cytoplasm; caveola; lysosome. The record is from RefSeq and is a predicted model, not a curated record. Gene Ontology annotation, molecular function: low-density lipoprotein particle binding; lipid binding; scavenger receptor activity. The transcript has 12 exons. The coding region runs from base 186 to 1670 and encodes 494 amino acids. Gene Ontology annotation, biological process: cholesterol import; cholesterol efflux; recognition of apoptotic cell. Lineage: Eukaryota; Metazoa; Chordata; Actinopteri; Cyprinodontiformes; Poeciliidae.